AUGAGCCAAGAACAGCAGCCACGUAAACCACAACAAGACCAAACACCAUCUCCGAUCAAGUACAGCGAUGUCUUCAACGUCUCCGGCAGCCUCUCCGACCAAACCAUAACCCCUCAAGACGCCGCCAUGAUGCAAUCCGCCGAAACCCUAACCACCGGCCAAACCCUCCCCGCCAGCGCCGCCUCCACCAUGCAGUCCGCCGCCACCCGUAACAAACGCGCCGGCCACGUCACCCGUGACGACAUCAGCCCCGCUGCCGCUCACCAUGGUGUGUCCGUCACCCAAUCCGACCUCCCCUCCGGCCGCCACGUCAUCACCGAGACUGUCGCCGGCCAGGUCGUUGAACAACACUCCCGGCCUGAACCGGUGACGAUGACUUCGCCGGCUGGUGCACUGAAACAAGAUGCUGUAACUAUAGGGGAAGUGUUGGAAGCGACGGCGGCGAUGGCGGGGAGGAAGCCAGUGACUUUGAGUGAUGCGGCGGCGAUUCAGGCGGCGGAGGCGAUCAUCACCGGUGGCAGUGGUGUUCCGGCGCCCGGCGGCGUCGCUGCCGAAGCUCAGUCUGCCGUGGCUGCUAAUGAGCUUGUUACUCAUGAUGAGUACAAGACCAAGUUAUCUGAUGUUUUAUCGGAUGCGACAAUGAAGUUGCCCGGAGAUAAGCCGGUGACUAAAGAGGAUGCGGAGAGAGUGAUAGCGGCGGAGUUGAGGAAUAAUGAAGAAGGGAUGACGGCGAUGGGAGGAGUGGCGGCGUCGGUGUCGGCGGCGGCCAGGAUUAAUCAGGAGAGGAAGGACGUGUAG
This is a messenger RNA of Dioscorea cayenensis subsp. rotundata (Guinea yam), 798 nucleotides long. Its product is annotated as late embryogenesis abundant protein D-34-like. The record is from RefSeq and is a predicted model, not a curated record. The transcript is spliced from 2 exons. The coding region runs from base 1 to 798 and encodes 265 amino acids. Lineage: Eukaryota; Viridiplantae; Streptophyta; Magnoliopsida; Dioscoreales; Dioscoreaceae.